AUGCCAGAUAAAAUCAGUGCACAAAGUAAUAUUCAAAGGUCAGAUUCAUCUCGAGCAUUAUUGAAAAAUUCUCAACAUCAAUUGAUUACAGUGUACUCUAAUACUGGCUAUGAUACAUCUUCCAAUAAGACUUCAUCAGUCAUCUCUGUUGAUCAUCAAGCAAUACUAUCUACUAGUCAUUCUACUAUAGAUGAUGUUGGUGAGGAUCACGAUCAAAUAAAAAUAAUAUUAAAUUCGACCAGCGUACUAAACCAUGUUACGGCAAAAGAUGAUUAUCGUAGUAUAACAAAAAAUGAACAUCAAUAUUCAUUAACAUAUAUGCUGCUUGUAUAUGCACAGCAAGAUGCAGACAUAAUGACAACUUUUGAAUCAACACGAUCAUACAAUAAUUUUAGUAAUGUGUUGAAUAUACUGGAACUUUAUUUCAAUAUUUAUGCGGAUGAUGAACGACAAAUAUGUUUUGAAGGCAUUUUUCAGAUUCUAUAUGAUUUUAAAGAACAGAUUACUGAGUUAGCUUUAAUUGAAACAAUGCAACUAUUAAAGAUCGAUCCUUUUAUUUCAUGCAACUUUGAAGAUUUUAUUCUUAUUCUAUGUCAUUUACCUCCUACUAAACAAGAUUCCAAUGACCUUUUUAUUGCAUUCAAUGAACUUGACUAUAACAAAGAUUUUUAUAUCACCGCUGAAGAUAUUCGUCAUGCAUUGCCACAUUUGAUUUCUCGUUUCGACGAAGAAAUUAUUCAAGCAGCAAUUCAUGCAAUAGAUAUUGAUCAUGAUAAUGAUCGUCUAUCAUACUUUGAUUUUGUCACAAGUCUUCUGCUAUUGCAAGAAUGCGAAUUCAACAUGAAAAAAACAACAUUAACUGAUGCACAUAGACUCGUGCCUACUGAACAGAGAAAAUAA
Molecule: messenger RNA, 900 nt
Organism: Rotaria socialis
Lineage: Eukaryota; Metazoa; Rotifera; Eurotatoria; Philodinida; Philodinidae
Source: the annotation of a GenBank genome assembly